Molecule: messenger RNA, 714 nt
Organism: Orycteropus afer afer
Lineage: Eukaryota; Metazoa; Chordata; Mammalia; Tubulidentata; Orycteropodidae
Gene: ADTRP
Product: androgen dependent TFPI regulating protein
Exons: 6
Cellular component (GO): endomembrane system; membrane
Source: RefSeq, a predicted model, not a curated record
AUGACAAAGGCUUCUACCUGUGUAUACCACUUCCUUGCUCUGGGCUGGUAUAUUUUCCUCAAUUAUUAUGUGUCCAAUUCCGAAGGAAAUCCACAGAAAGCCAAGAUUUUCCAAAAUGGUGGACAGUGGAAGUACUUGACAUUCCUUAAUCUGUAAUUGUUACAGGCCAUUUUCUACGGGGUCGCCUUCCUGGAUGAUGUGAUGAAAAGAAUUACAAGAAAAAAAGACAUUAAGUUCGUAACUGCCUUCAGAGACCUGCUUUUCACCUCACUGGCUUUUCCUACAUCCACAUGUGUCUUUUUGUUGUUCUGGGUCCUCUAUCUGUACGACCGAGAACUCGUUUACCCUAAGGUCCUAGAUGGCAUCUUUCCAGAAUGGUUGAAUCAUGCAAUGCACACUUCCAUAUGGCCCCUCACGUUGAUGGAGUUCUUCCUCAGACCACAUCAGUAUCGAUCAAAGAAGAAAGGACUCACAUUGUUAACUCUGUUUUGUCUUUCUUAUAUUGGCAGGGUCCUAUGGAUCUACUCCAAGACUGGCACGUGGGUGUAUCCUGUAUUUGAAAAACUUAGCCCAGUGGGUCUAGCAGUCUUCUUCACUUUCAGCUACAUCUUUGGCAUUAGUAUCUACCUAAUUGGAGAGAAGCUCAACCACUUGAAAUGGGAUCCCAAACCACAGGAAAUUAUCCAGAAAAAUGUGUUGACAUAUCAGAGCUAA